Rhinichthys klamathensis goyatoka is the source of this 3238-nucleotide messenger RNA. It is a transcript of the gene adam17b, whose product is annotated as ADAM metallopeptidase domain 17b. NCBI's taxonomy places the organism in Eukaryota, Metazoa, Chordata, Actinopteri, Cypriniformes, Leuciscidae. Gene Ontology annotation, molecular function: metalloendopeptidase activity. Gene Ontology annotation, cellular component: plasma membrane. Gene Ontology annotation, biological process: membrane protein ectodomain proteolysis; Notch signaling pathway. Bases 470 to 3004 code for a protein of 844 amino acids. The record is from RefSeq and is a predicted model, not a curated record. The transcript is spliced from 19 exons.
CCACUUACGUAACUCAUACCGCGGAUACACUCUCUAAAACCCAUUUAAAAUACUCUGCGUACUGUCAAGCGUGAAUUUAAAAUCAACCGCCCUUCAAAUCAGUGUUUUGAUAACGCCUUCAACACGAGCUGUAGAUGAAGUUAAUAGUGAUUUCCUGUCGCGGUGAAUCUGAUCGGCACCAUCCAUCCCAAAUUAAAUACUUCCGGGUAUUUCACUACUCUCAGAUGUUGGCAUGAUUUGGUUUUGAGUGAAUCUUUUUCUUUAUAACAUCAAGCGAGAUGGACGAGAGCGUCUUAAAGUGAGCGUGUUUUUGUUCUUUGAUACUUUGUGGCUUUGUUUUAUCCAGCCAGAUGUGAGCGUGUACAUUUGUUUGGCCAUGUCCAGAUGUUGAUCUCAGGCAGAUUGGUAAUCCAUGGGAUUAAAUGCUGUUGCUGUGUGAAGAACUGUAUGCUGCAUUAACGUGCUCGCCAUGAAACGCAUCGUUUUCUUUCUGGCGUCUUUAUUCCUGACGGAGUGUUCAAGGAGACCCAUUCGGGAUGUCCUAGACGACGAGUACGACCAGCUCAGCUCAUUGCUGUCAGACUUUGAUGUUCUUCAGCGGUCCAGUCUUCAACAGCAUUCGGUUCGCAAGAGAGAUGUCCAGUCACAAACACACGCAGAGAGGUUUCUCGGUUUCACUGCGUUACAGAGGCAUUUCAAAUUGUACCUGGCAACCAACACAGAGCUCUUCACUCAUGACUUUAAGGCUGUGGUAGUAGGAGAAGAUGGCGCUCAAAAGACGUACGAGGUCCAGAGAGAAAACUUCUUCAUCGGUCAUGUCAUUGGAGAGGAGAAUUCCCGUGUUCAAGCGCAUAUCGGUGUCAAUGACUUCACUGCUCAUAUUCUUACUGAUGAAGCCGAAUACAAUAUUGAGCCCCUGUGGAGGUUUAUCGAAGACUCACAUGAUGAUCGGCUGCUCAUAUAUCGCUCUGAAGACAUCAGGAACGUGAGCCGGUUGGCGGCUUCAAAAGUGUGCGGCUACAUCAGCACAGAUGCCAUCGAGAUGCUGCCAGAGAGUGUGCGGGCUGCCAGAGCACUAGAUGAAGGGGAAGAGGAGGAGGAUGGGCACCUGAGAGAGAGAAGACAGACCCCGGACCACAGUAAGAACACCUGCCCUCUGCUGCUUGUGGCCGACUAUCGAUUUUUCAGACACAUGGGCCGUGAGGAGGAGAGCACCACCCUCAACUACCUGAUUGAGCUGAUUGAUCGUGUGGAUGACAUUUACCGUAAUACGUCUUGGAAUGAGGAGUAUAAAGGUUAUGGAGUUCAGAUUCAGCAGAUAAUAAUUAACAAGACACCCACAAAAGUGUCGCUGAGAGGUGCCCACUACAACAUGAAAGGGACUCCUGUGAAGAACAAACAUGUCUGGGACGUCAAGACGCUCCUGGAGCAAUUUAGCAUUGACAUCGCAGAUAAUGCAUCCCAAGUGUGCUUGGCUCAUCUGUUCACAUAUCAGGAUUUUGAUGAAGGCACGCUCGGCUUGGCUUACGUGGCUCCCUCCAAAGCAGGCUUUCCUGGAGGUCUUUGCUCUGAGAAGUGUCCUUCUUCAGGAAAUGACAAUCGUGCUAUAUACCUUAACACUGGACUAACCAGCACCAAAAAUUAUGGAAAAACCAUUCUUACCAAGGAAGCUGAUUUGGUUACCACUCAUGAGCUUGGCCACAACUUUGGUGCUAUUCAUGAUCCAGAUACUUCACCGGACUGCACGCCCAGAGAGGAUCAGGGGGGCAAAUACGUAAUGUACCCCAUUGCAGUGAGUGGGGACCACUCUAACAAUAAAUUGUUUUCAAACUGCAGCAAGAGAUCCAUAGUAAAGAGUCUGACCCUCAAGGCCCCCGCCUGCUUCAGAGAGAGGAACAGCAAUGUGUGCGGAAACUCACGGGUGGAGGAAGGUGAGGAGUGUGAUCCUGGACUGCUCCACCUCAACAGCGACCGCUGUUGCACGUCAGACUGCAAACUUCGGCCCAAUGUGGAGUGCAGUGACAGGAACAGUGCGUGCUGCAAAGACUGCAUGUUUGAGAGGAAGGGCAAGGUGUGUCAGGAGCCGAUGAAUGCCACUUGCAAGGGAAGGUCUUACUGUACAGGACUCAGCAGUGCAUGCCCUCCUCCAGAGAACGUCCCUAAUAAGACCAUCUGUGUGGACAAUGGGCGGUGUCUGAACGGAGAUUGCAUCCCAUUCUGUGAAGCUGUGAAGAGCCUGCAGUCGUGUGCUUGCAAUGAGACGAACAACUCUUGUAAGGUGUGCUGUAAGGAUAAGAGCGCUGUGUGCACUCCUUAUAUUGAUGAGAAGGGCAACCCCAUCUUUCUGCGGAAAGGCAAACCCUGCACUGUGGGCUUUUGUGAUGGAGCGGGUAAAUGCAUGAAACAGGUCCAGGAUGUUAUUGAGAGAUUGUGGGAUUUCAUUGAGAAGUUGGACAUUAAUACUUUUGGGAAGUUCCUGGCAGACAACAUUGUUGGCUCAGUGGUGGUCUUCUCACUUCUUUUCUGGAUCCCGCUCAGCAUUCUGGUCCAUUGUGUGGAUAAAAAACUUGACCAGCAAUAUGAAUUUAACACAAAGCCACUCUUCUACCCCAGUAAUGCAGAGCUGAUGAGCAGUCUGGAAUCAGCCUCGGUGCGGAUCUUCAAACCGCCAUCAUCCUCAGGCUCCUCUGCGGUGCCACGCUUUCAGGCGUCUGAACCCUUGCAGACCAGCACACCACCUGUCUCCAUCUCCCAGGUGGCUCCAGCCUUAACCCCAACACCAACACCGUGUCCUCACCCCACAAUGGAGCACCAACGCAUGGCCACCAUCCAAGAAGAUCUCAGCUAUGAUUCCCACCUGGAUGAACAAGCCCUGGGAGAGGACUUCCCUACCUCUGGCACAGUGUCACGCUCCUUUGAUGAUCUGACGGAGAACCGAGAGAAUGCCAUGUCCUUCAGGGUAAAGAGACAUGCACAAAAUAACAGCAAGGAGACUGAAUGUUAAGAGUGUGGUUGUAUAGGAAUUGUAAGGGAAUAUGAUUGGGAAUGCUCAAAGCUGAGCAGAACGAGCAUUACAUAUGCGCUGAAAUGCAAUGUGCUUGCCGCUCAAGUAUUGAAAAAAACAAAAACAGAAUGCAGUUUGUUUUAAAGGCAUAGUUCACAGAAAAUUCACCCUCAUGUCGUUCCAAACCUGUAUGACUGUCUGACUUCUGUGGAGCUCAGAAGGAGAAAAUCUUGA